GUCUGGCGGCAUGGGCCUCUGCAUGGGACUGGGCCAGCCGCCAGAGAGAGUUUCUCAGGCCCUGGCCACUUGGUCCUUACCUUUCACUCUCUUGUACAUUUACUUUCACAAAAGCAAUGUAGCAUGCGAGCUCGCCAACCUCGUUGCCUAGCCAGCCUCUGGUGCAUCUUCACGUUAGAGGCACCCUACUAUGAGCAGCUGCACCAUCCAGCUAUCAGCUUUAUCGUCAGCUUCAAUGUUGCGGCCCCCACGCACGCGGCUCUGCUGCUAUCAGUGUUCACCAGCUGAUAUUGGAGCCGCCAACGCGAGAUUUGAGGUCAUGUUCCUCGCUGCCCACUGUACAGGUAGCUUUUGGUUGCGUCAAUGUGGAAAUGGGAGCUGGAGGAAAUGCCUAGGGCCAGGCGGCAACGCCAAGGAGUGCAAUGAGAUUUCUUGCCCCUUCAUCAGUCCAAGGUGCUCAACAUGCGCUUAAUGGGCGCCAGACCCACAGCAGUCUUGCAAACUGGCUGUGGCAGAACCCCGCCAGCAUGAAAAUGCGGCGGCAGAACUCCGUGAGCACUACGUGUGCUGCGGCUGAUUGCCGUACGAAAUUACGACCUGAGGUAUAGUUGAGCGCGCCCCUGAAGUGGCGCUGCGCCUCAGAUGGCGCUGAGAGCUGGCGUUGCAAGGAUAGCACGCAGUCUCGCUCUAACUAUAGGGCUAGCAAGCGUACGCAGCCCUCCCUGAUCCCUGACCUCCCGGGGCAGGACCUCAAAGAAGCCUGACCACCGGUCAGCAAUCUGUUUUCCUGACCAAACUGGGUCAGGAAGCUGCCGGCUAAAAGCCGGUGUCUGUGAGACCUCCAUGCAUCUGUACCCGCCACAGUCGAUUACGCGCCGUCUCAUGAGGAAGCUGAGUCUGCAGGGAUCGUCCUGGGGCCGGUCUGCCAUGCCGUAGCAGCAAGGCAGCAACCGCUGGCCGUAGCUCACGCUCGUUGUGGGCUGCGGGCCAUGCAAUAUGCCGCCAAGCUUCGCCGCGGCGAUUAGCUCUGUUCGCGAAUGCAGGUGCGCGGGGCUUACUGGGUGGCCGUAGGGUAGAUGUGUUGCGGCUGUCGCUGAGGCGGCACCAUCACUUGGUAGCAGCCGCGUGCGUGGGGGCCAGCAGGCAGUCGCAGCGCAGCGGCCUGGCAGCCGUCCCACGAGUUCAGUUUCAGUCCACUGGUAAGUCGAGACACGCGCUGUGUUUGGCUAACCGUUGCUGCCAGUGCUUGUCAACGUCAUGGUGCUUUGCAGCAGAUUGAUCACCCAUGGACCAAGCGUCUUGGAGCUGCAAGGCCUGAUUGACGAAGAUUGGGAGCUUGCACCGUUUCGGCAAUCCGUUUGACGAUUGAUUGCAUAAUCGAAGUGGCGUUUUGGCUAUCGGCGUGUUGCUCUGUUGAACUCAUGGCCACGGCUGUCGAUCAUCUUUUGCCAACCCUGCCCGUGUGUGCCGUACUGAGGCCAGGCUUUGCCAGUAGUUUAGAUGGAUUUAGCCAUCAGACGGGGCCAUCGCAUGUGCGGACAUUCAUUGGACUCAAGGAAAAGUAGGCUGCGCCCACGCCAUACGCACGCACGCACUGAACUGCUGUCACUUGGGGGGCUCAGCCCUAAGCCUGGGAGACGCGGUUGAAUUGGAUGUCGCACCCGUGGAGGGCACUGUAACGACAAUGAGGU
Molecule: messenger RNA, 1691 nt
Organism: Chlamydomonas reinhardtii
Lineage: Eukaryota; Viridiplantae; Chlorophyta; Chlorophyceae; Chlamydomonadales; Chlamydomonadaceae
Exons: 1
Coding region: 124-288 (54 amino acids)
Source: RefSeq, a predicted model, not a curated record